Molecule: messenger RNA, 1841 nt
Organism: Lymnaea stagnalis (great pond snail)
Lineage: Eukaryota; Metazoa; Mollusca; Gastropoda; Lymnaeidae
Source: the annotation of a GenBank genome assembly
UUCAAAAAAAAAUGUCUCCGCAGCUACCUGUUCCAAGAAAAGAUGCUGUCGUCGCCCAGGUACCAGACAACCGUCGAGGCUGCCGUCGCGUUCAUUGUCCUGCUGGUGUUGGCCGUCACCUGCCACGUCAUGUUCGACUUUGCCCGCACCAAUGGCCUCAUCAUCAUCACGGCUGCCGGCAUCACCAUACAAGCUUUGGUCUUUGUUGACUCUCUUACUAACAUCAUCUGCCUGGAGGUUGGUUCUUUGUUUGUUUUUUUGUUUGUAUGCUUUCCCUUGAUUUAGGUAACCUUGCCCAGCACUUGUUUAAAUGUUGCGAUGUUAGGGUUUCCCUUCUCAUAAUAACUUGUGCUGUAAGGCUCGGAUAAUUCAUGCCUGAAAUGUUUUAUUGGAUAUCAAAUAUGGCUUUUUCAACCAACAGAGGCUCCACAGUUUAAGAAGCCCUUGUUGUUACCAGUGCUACGAAAUCUACUUUAAAUGAGCAUAAAAAAUGUCUUGUAAGUUUAGUCGACAGAUAAUGUAGGGUUUGGGACUCGGCUAAGACUGAGCGGCAUUUUUAUUACCCUAAUCUUUUUAAUAACUCCAUCACUCCAUUUAUCUAGGAGAAAAAGUCCAAGUGUCCUUGCUGGAUGAAGCUGACCCUCAGCUGGUAUUUCCGGAACGCUCUGGGCGUCCUCAUGGCCACCAUCCCGUCUGCCCUGGUCUACGUGAACCUGUCCUGUGAUCUCAUCACCACUGACAACUGGCAUGACCGCUUCUUCUGCUUCGGCGUGGUGGUGGCCCUCCUACAGUACUGCAACUACAGCAUGCUCCGCUCUUUUGCUAAGUCCAUCAUGGCCAUCCUCAUCGGCUCCAUCCUCAUUGUGCUGCUCUUCAUCCACUUCUGCCCCCGGCAGUUCGGUGCGGACCCUACCGUGGCCUACUUGCUCAACGGCACCACCCAGUCUCCGUUCCCCAACACGACCCUCGUCCCGCCCGUCAUCCCUGGAGACCACUUGUUCUCUGGGCAGAACAUCAUGAGGUUUGAGAUUAUUCUCAGCAUCCUGCUGCUCCUGUUCCUCAUCACCAUCCUCAACUACGAGUUUGAGAACUCCUACCGCUUGAGCUUCCACGCCAGUGUCAAGGCUCAGAAGGACAAGGAGAACAUGCAGCUGAACAAGGACCAGGCGGACUGGCUGCUGCACAACAUCAUCCCGGCCCAUCUUGCCGAGCUCUUCAAAACAAACCGCAGCUACUCUCGGAAUCACCAGGAUGUCGGGGUCAUCUUUGCAACCAUCGUCAACUUCAAUGAGUUUUACGACGAGAUGUACGCGGGCGGCCGUGAGUAUCUGAGGGUCCUCAACGAGCUGGUCAGCGACUACGAGGUGAUGCUCAGCGAGCCCCGCUUCAAAGAUGUGGAGAAGAUCAAAACCAUCAGCUCUUCUUUCAUGGCAGCAGCCGGCCUCAACGAGGAGAGCAGAGCCAAGAACAAGGACCCGUACGCCCACCUGUAUGCCCUGAUGGAGUUUGCUAUGGAGCUACAGGUUGUGGUCAACAGCUUUAACGAGAGCAUUUUCAACUUCAACUUCAUACUCAACGUUGGCUACAACUACGGCCCAGUGACCGCAGGGGUCAUCGGCACAACCAAACUGCUUUACGACAUCUGGGGGGACACUGUGAACAUUGCCAGCAGGAUGUACUCCACAGGAGAAGACAAUAGGAUCCAGGUGCCCCAGGCCACCGCAGAGCUGCUCAGCUCAAAGUUUGAGUUCUCCUACAGGGAUGAGAUUGCCGUGAAAGGGAAGGGCAAUAUGAAGACCUACCUCUUGGAACGCAAGAUACCUGGCGCCACCUGGGAGUGA